Molecule: messenger RNA, 2607 nt
Organism: Pipistrellus nathusii (Nathusius's pipistrelle)
Lineage: Eukaryota; Metazoa; Chordata; Mammalia; Chiroptera; Vespertilionidae
Source: the annotation of a GenBank genome assembly
AUGGAGCCGUGGCGGCAGUGCGGCCGCUGGCUCAUCGACUGCAAGGUGCUGCCGCCCGACCACCGCGUGGUGUGGCCGGCCGCCGUGGCCUUCGACCUGGCGCAGGCGCUGCGGGACGGCGUGCUGCUGUGCCAGCUGCUGCACAACCUGGCGCCCGGCUCCAUCGACCUCAAGGACGUCAACUUCCGCCCGCAGAUGUCCCAGUUCCUGUGCCUGAAGAACAUCCGCACCUUCCUCAAGGUCUGCCACGACAAGUUCGGGCUGAGGAACAGCGAGCUGUUCGACCCCUUUGACCUCUUCGAUGUCCGAGACUUCGGGAAGGUCAUCUCCGCCGUGUCCAGACUGUCCCUGCACAAUGUGGCCCAGAACAAAGGGAUCAGGCCCUUCCCCUCGGAGGAGACCGCGGAGAACGAUGAUGACGUGUACCGCAGCCUGGAGGAGCUGGCCGACGAGCACGACGUGGGGGAGGACAUCUACGACUGCGUCCCCUGCGAGGACGAGGGCGACGACAUCUACGAGGACAUCAUCAAGGUGGAGGUGCAGCAGCCCAUGAAAAUGGGCAUGACGGAGGAUGACAAGCGGACGUGCUGCCUGAUGGAGAUCCAGGAGACCGAGGCCAAGUACUACCGCACGCUGGAGGACAUCGAGAAGAACUACAUGGGCCCCCUGAGGCUGGUGCUGAGCCCCACGGACAUGGCAGCCGUCUUCAUCAACCUGGAGGACCUGAUCAGAGUGCACCACAGCUUCCUGAGGGCCAUCGACGUAGCCAUGAUGGCGGGCGGCGGCACGCUGGCCAAGGUCUUCCUGGAGUUCAAGGAGAGGCUCCUGAUCUACGGGGAGUACUGCAGCCGCAUGGAGCACGCUCAGAACACGCUGAACCAGCUCCUCGCCAGCCGGGAGGAAUUCAGGCUGAAAGUGGAGGAAUGCACGCUGAAGGUCCAGGACGGGAAGUUCAAGCUGCAGGACCUGCUGGUGGUGCCCAUGCAGCGGGUGCUCAAGUACCACCUCCUCCUGAAGGAACUUCUGAGCCAUUCCACCGACCGGCCCGAGAGGCAGCAGCUGAAAGAAGCACUGGAAGCCAUGCAGGACUUGGCCAUGUACAUAAAUGAAGUGAAACGGGACAAAGAGACCCUGAAGAAAAUCAGCGAGUUUCAGAGUUCCAUAGAAAACUUGCAAGUCAAACUGGAGGAGUUUGGGCGACCCAAGAUCGACGGGGAGCUGAAGGUGCGGUCCAUCGUCAACCACACCAAGCAGGACAGGUACCUGUUCCUGUUCGACAAGGUGGUCAUUGUGUGCAAGCGGCGGGGCUACAGCUACGAGCUGAAGGAGAUCAUCGAGCUGCUCUUCCACAAGAUGACCGACGACCCCAUGAACAACCGGGACCUCAAGAAGUGGUCCUAUGGCUUCUACCUGAUCCACCUGCAAGGCAAGCAGGGCUUCCAGUUUUUCUGCAAGACGGAGGACACGAAGCGGAAAUGGAUGGAGCAGUUUGAGAUGGCCAUGUCCAACAUCAAGCCGGACAAAGCCAACGCCAACCAUCACAGCUUCCAGAUGUACACCUUCGACAAGACCACCAGCUGCAAGGCCUGCCGGAUGUUCCUCCGGGGCACCUUCUACCAGGGCUACCUGUGCACCAAGUGCGGGGUCGGGGCCCACAAGGAGUGCCUGGAGGUGACGCCGCCCUGCAAGAUCAGUUCGCCGGCUGACCUGGACGCCUCUGGAGCGGGACCAGGUCCCAAGAUGGUGGCCGUGCAGAAUUACCACGGCAACCCCGCCCCCCCCGGAAAGCCGGUGCUGACCUUCCAGACGGGCGACGUGAUUGAGCUGCUCAGAGGGGACCCCGAGUCUCCGUGGUGGGAGGGGCGGCUGGUGCAGACCAGGAAGUCCGGCUGCUUCCCCAGCGCGUCCGUGAAGCCCUGCCCCGUGGACGGACGGCCCCCCAUCGGCCGGCUGCCGUCCCGGGAGAUCGACUACAGUGCUUACCCCUGGUUCGCGGGCAACAUGGAGCGGCAGCAGACAGACAACCUGCUCAAGCCCCACGCCAGCGGCACCUACCUGGUCCGGGAGCGGCCGGCCGAGGCCGAGCGCUUUGCCAUCAGCAUCAAGUUCAACGACGAGGUGAAGCACAUCAAGGUGGUGGAGAAGGACAGCUGGAUCCACAUCACGGAAGCCAAGAAGUUCGAAAGCCUCCUGGAGCUGGUGGAGUACUACCAGAGCCACUCUCUCAAGGAGAGCUUCAAGCAGCUGGACACCACGCUCAAGUACCCCUACAAGUCCCGGGAGCGGGCCGCCUCCAGGCCCUCCAGCCGGUCCCCAGCUUCCUGCGCCUCCUACAGCUUCUCUUUCCUCAGUCCCCAGGGCCUCAGCCUGGCUUCUCAGGGCUCCUCCGCUCCCUUCUGGUCAGUGUUCACGCCCCGCGUCAUCGGCACGGCCGUGGCCCGGUACAACUUCGCAGCCCGGGACAUGCGGGAGCUCUCGCUGCGGGAGGGCGACGUGGUGAAGAUCUACAGUCGCAUCGGCGGCGACCAGGGCUGGUGGCGGGGCGAGACCAACGGCCGGGUCGGCUGGUUUCCUUCGACCUACGUGGAAGAGGAGGGUGUCCAGUGA